AUGUCGGGCUACUAUCCCUUCCCACAAGAGCGCCGCCAGAUGGAGCGCCGCCAGACAACUCGCGCUCCGCCCUCACGUAUGGCCGACUUCGACCUAUCUCCGACCUCGACCUCGACCGACAACCACAACAGCUCCAACAGCUAUGGGUCCACCAUUCACCGCAUAGAACAAACAUUCCGUGGGCAACCCCCGCUCAACUUCGGGCCCUGGAACGAUCCGCUGUCGACACCGGAGCUGCGAGCUCAUCAGCAGUCGCAGAUGGAGUUCCACCAGACGCCUGCCGGCGACAGUUUUCAAGAGCAACAGAGAACUGCUCCUCCAACAAGCGGGUUCGCUGAACGCUUGUUUCCUUCCCAAGACGACAGCCUUUUCUUCUCUCAAGCCUACCCGGCUCCUCACAAUCAGCUGGGUGGCAACACCUCAACGCAUUCAAGGUCAGAAUUCCUUGACUGGGCCGACAACGCCCUCCAAACAGACUCCGGCUUUUCUCAGCAGGCGCCGCUGGCCAAUCUACCGCCAGUCCCCCAUCAUCGAGGUUCUCGCGUUCCGCAGUUGUCACACACCUCCCACCCUGGUGCCCGUGGCUCCAUCCCUAAUGCCACACGAUUCCCUCACAGCGCUGCCUUCCUCCAAGAUCAGGAGCUUACUCCGGACGCUCAGUGGCCGCUCAGAUUUGCUCCUGAUGGUACGAGCAACACUCAAGCUGAGUGGUCUGGCGAAGAAGAUAGGUUCGACUUCUUUGUGAACCCUAACGCCCUCAACGAUGACCACCAAGGCGCUGGUUCCUUCCAUGAGGCAACUCCUAACCCAGCGACCCCUCUAGUUGCUACUCCUUCGAACACCGCCUACACCAGGCCUGUCCUGGCCCCUGGAGCUCGAAAGAUAGCUAUUCCGAGGGCUAGAGCGCGUAUCGCUGUCGAUUCUGGAUCCAGAGCUGGGUCGAGCGCUCCAAGCCAGGACUUGGACGCUGUUGUUGGGGCUGUGAAAAAGCGAGGAAGCAAGUCGUGCAAAGACAGUGACAAGGUCCCUGAGCAAGCACCAUCUCUUCGACCAUCCGGCUUGUACUUCAGCAGCCUCCAGCAUGCCCGACAAGAAGUGAAGGGGCUCAGGUGGGAUCCACGCCCCGAUGAGACGUUGCCAACCAGCCAGGAGGAGCGUGAAGCCGUCGUCCAAGAGCUGUUCGACGCCAUGCAAGACAUGAGCGUUUUCGAGGACAAGAAGAGCAGCAGCGUCCUCAAGAAGCGCUGGCUGGGUGAGGCAACACCUACGGACGACAAGGAGGGCUCCAAGAGCGAUGAGGAGGACGAGAGUGCUGACGUCGACGACCCUGCAACCACCCAGUACAUUGCCAGGGACGAUGUCUACAAGCCUUGGGUGAAGGAGAAGAUUUGCUGGGAGAUUGUCGAGACUGCCGAGCGUAUCUACGUGGAAGGCACCGACUUCGUCUCCAUCCUGGACCCGGCCACUCUCCGAGAAUGCGAGAAGUGGCGCCACCUGACCUUCCGCAAGCGCAUAGACACGCUCGUCAAAGUUUGCAGGAAGUUCAAGAGUCGCGUGGACAAGAUGCUGCGCGGGGGUGUCAUCGAGGAGUACGUGCUUUGCCCGGGCAUGCUUCUCAGGAACAGCGAGAUGAACAGGCACCACAACGAUGUGCGCAAGGACGACAUCACGGCGGGUCGACAGCGUGCUGGGAGGCCAAGCAAAGCGGUUGCUACUGCCGCAGCUGGCAAGCGGAAGCUCAAGGAUUCGGACGAUGACGAGCCGGCCGUGGUGAAGAGGGUGCGAUUCAAACGAGACUAG
Messenger RNA from Cucurbitaria berberidis CBS 394.84, 1800 nucleotides. RefSeq lists its product as uncharacterized. The transcript is spliced from 3 exons. Lineage: Eukaryota; Fungi; Ascomycota; Dothideomycetes; Pleosporales; Cucurbitariaceae. The record is from RefSeq and is a predicted model, not a curated record. The coding region runs from base 1 to 1800 and encodes 599 amino acids.